Molecule: messenger RNA, 3949 nt
Organism: Zootermopsis nevadensis
Lineage: Eukaryota; Metazoa; Arthropoda; Insecta; Blattodea; Termopsidae
Molecular function (GO): ATP binding; RNA helicase activity; nucleic acid binding
Source: RefSeq, a predicted model, not a curated record
CUGGUGGCUGCAAUGCAACGGGGAACUAACCCAAGUUAUUGGUUGUUUUUUGUCCAAUAGAAGGUCUGGUUGAAAGCGCAAGUAUUCCGCUCUGUUGUGUCUUUCUUCCCGUGCUGUCAGCCAUUAUCGUUUUGUUUGCCGGGUGGGUGUGAUUGGUGGCAAGUGACAUUUGAUCGUACUGAAACUUGAUUGAUGCUGUAUCAUGUACAGCAACGGGUUCUCGAAUAACAUGUACAGAGGAGACAGAGAUCAGUUGAAGAGUCGGUAUUGGGCAAAUCAGCAGAGCACUCAAAACGGACAAACUGAAAAGACAAAUGUAAAAGGAAAGCAGCCUGGUGAGAACCUGAAGAAACCUCAGUGGGACUUGAAUAAUCUGCAGCCUUUUUUGAAAGAUUUUUAUGUUCCUCAUUCAGAUGUUGCAAACAGAUCUCUCGAUGAUGUAAGGAAGUACAGGGAUGGUAAAGCUAUCACUGUGAAAGGAAAUAAUGUCCCACAUCCAAGCCAGUAUUUUGAAGAAGGAAAUUUUCCAGAUUAUGUCAUGCGAGAAAUCCUAAAACAAGGUUUUGCUGAGCCUACAGCAAUUCAGGCCCAAGGCUGGCCAAUUGCUUUAAGUGGAAGGGACAUGGUCGGAAUUGCUCAGACUGGAUCUGGAAAGACCCUUGCUUAUAUGUUGCCUGCAACAGUUCAUAUUAACCACCAACAGCGUCUCAAUCGUGGUGAUGGUCCCAUUGUUUUAAUUCUUGCACCAACACGUGAGCUUGCACAGCAGAUCCAGACUGUCGCUAGAGACUUUGGGACUUCGUCUCUUAUUCGAAACACAUGCAUUUUUGGAGGUGCUCCUAAAGGGCCCCAGGCUCGAGAUUUGGAACGUGGUGUAGAAAUUGUUAUUGCCACUCCGGGCCGCCUGAUUGAUUUCCUGGAGAGAGGAACUACCAACCUGAAGCGCUGUACUUACCUUGUCCUGGAUGAGGCAGACAGGAUGCUUGACAUGGGAUUUGAACCACAGAUACGCAAGAUCAUUGAGCAGAUUCGGCCUGAUCGACAAGUUUUGAUGUGGUCUGCAACAUGGCCCAAGGAAGUUCAGACUUUAGCUGAGGAUUUCUUGAAUGAUUACAUCCAGGUGAAUAUUGGGUCACUACAACUUGCUGCCAAUCACAACAUAAUGCAGAUUGUGGAGGUGUGUCAAGAGCAAGAGAAGGAAAUGAAGCUAUCCAAGCUGCUGAGAGAAAUUGGUGUGGAAAGGGGAAAUAAAACGAUAAUCUUUGUUGAAACCAAGAAGAAGGUUGAUGACAUUACAAAAGCCAUUCGACGAGAAGGCUGGCCAGCUAUUAGUAUUCAUGGGGACAAGUCACAACCAGAGAGAGAUUAUGUCUUAACAGAGUUCCGCAAUGGAAAAUCACCCAUUUUGGUUGCAACAGAUGUGGCUGCUCGAGGGUUAGAUGUUGAAGAUGUGAAGUAUGUCAUCAAUUUUGAUUAUCCCAACACAUCAGAAGACUACAUCCACCGCAUUGGACGCACAGGGCGCUGCAACUUGAGUGGUACUGCAUAUGCAUUCUUCACUCCAAACAAUGCACGCCAAGCAAAGGAACUCAUAGCAGUACUGGAAGAGGCAAACCAAACCAUCAACCCAAAAUUGGCUGAAUUAGCAAAUGUCGCUAGGUCCACGUUUGGAGGUAAAGGACGAAAUCGCUGGAACAACCGUAACAAGGACAGUGGAAAUUCUGUGUCAAGUCAGAAUGGUACGAGAAACACUGGAUCUGUUUGGAACCAUGAGCGUUCUCAGAAUGGCAACACUCAGGAGUACCGGCAGUCAGGAUUAUCUAGGUUUUCAAGUGGAAAUAGCAGCAGUACAAGGAGUGGUUCUGAGAGCUACAGGAGCAGUGGAUACAGCCCACAACAGAAUUGCUAUGGCCAACAGAAUGGUUACUCUCAGCAGAAUGGGUAUACCCAGCAAAAUGGGUAUGGGCAACAGAAUGGUUACAGUCAGCAAAAUGGGUACAACCAACAGAAUCCAUACAGUCAACAGAAUGGAUGUUCAGGUGCACGCUCAUAUGGAGGCCAGGGUCCACGAGGAGGAUAUCAAGGCCAGAGGUUCAACAACCGCACUCAGAAUUAUAAUGGAGCCCAGGCAUCAGCCCCAUCACCCCACCAAGGGAUGUACUCAGUACCUCCCCCCUUCAUGCUGCCGAAUAACACAGAUGCCAACAUGCAGAGCAUUCUGAGCAACAAGUUCUUCCAGUCAACCCGCCCACCUCCCCAGGCUAACCCCUGUGCCUACCAGAGCAUGGCUGCCAGUGCAUUCAGUCAGUAUCAACCCAUGCCAUAUGCAUAUGGCUAUGGACAGCCAGCUGCCGUACAACAAUAAGCCCCCAACCCAUCCACCUAGGAUGAUCUGCUUGGUUUAUAUUCAUUAUCGCUUUUUGAGAUGCAUAACUUCAUACUUUUUUUUGUUCAAUAUAUUUCACUGUAGGAAGAAUUCCAGUUAUCUUAAAUAUCUAAUAAUCUUAAUAUUAUCGGUGUGUGGGAAGUAAAUUUCCUUUUUAUUUCAGUAUUUGCUGUUUUGAGAAAAUUGAAUGGCCACAUUCCACUUUGAUUUUGUUUUCUGUCACUGUAACUGUUUGUAGAGUUCCAUAAUAUUUCUGUAUGCUGUGGAGAUGCACGAAACAUUCAGAAGGGGGGUGGGUUGGGGGCAAAGAUUUUAUUUUAUGUAAUAAUAAGCCAUGUCAUGGUUCUGGCAAAGAGCACAGAUAGUGUAUAAACAAUGUAUAUAAGAGCCUAAAUGUGGCAGAUAUUUAUCUACGUUGUCAGAUAGUGCGAUGGAUCCAUGCAGUCCUUCGUAGUAAAGUUCUCUUGUAUGCGUAUCAGAUCAAGUGCUCUGCGUUCUUUCCAGUGCCAAUCUCAUUAUUUAUUGUAACUUCCUAUCAAAGCAUCGGAAAUGAUACGGAUGAGUAACAAUAUUUAUUUGCGGCAAGACGCCGUAAAGCACAGUGUGUGUCAAUGCUUUGUCUUUGUUGACUUUUGUGUUUUUGACUGUUUUCACUGAAAGGUUGUUUGUCAGAUUUAAAUGUUCCUUAACCCCCUCAAGAUCUGUCCACCCUCAAGGGUCGUGUACAUAGUAGUCUAAAGAGUUCAAAUAUUGUGUAAAUUAUGUGUAAGUUAAGCCACUGAUUGUGGUAUGUAACUCAAUUACACUUUGUACUGUGAUAUGUAAGAUGUAGCAGGUAAUUUUAAACUUAAGCUGCAAGUCCAAGAGAAAGGUCGGUAGAACCACACGCAACAACGAUGCACAGCAGUAUUUUGAUAAGGGAACAUAAUCUUUUUUAAGUGUAGUUUAUAUAGUAUGUGAUAUUUUCCUCAAAGACUGAUAACUCUGAAAGGAAUAUAUUUUAAAUCACUUCUAUCUUAAGAUUUUACAAAACUAAGUUGGAGCUACAGCUUUUCAACAAGUGUUUUGUAUGGACUUUGUUUUUUCUACCAAAUUACAUUGAUACCUUGUGAUUUGUUUUACCUUGCUCAUGUUAUGAUUUAUGUUUCACAAGGUGGACUUAAACUAGGUAAUGAAAGUAGUUAGUGAAGUACGAGAGUGAGUGAAUGGUUCAUGGUGAACUGGGGAAGUCUUUCUCCGCCAACCUUUCUCAUUGGAAGAGACGAGCAAAAUGUUUGAGAGAGUGCAGUCUAUUAGAUUGUGCAAGUGUUAACAUUUGUCUAUACUCACUGUACUUUUGGAUAUCAUGUUGUUGUAUGGGAAGCUUGUAAAAUUAGCAGUUGCUGCUGCUGGUUUUUGACCAUGACAAAGUAAUAUAUACAUAUUAUAGUGCGACCCUUGUGCACGUGAUAGAUAUAUCUUCCUGGGAGUCAAGGAAGUAGCCAACUCUUCUGUAGGUUUCCUUAAAAGUGCAUUUCUUGUAUGUAAUACAGUAUUAUGUUAGUAAAGUAAUUAAUUACAGUA